CUUCCCUCCGUCAAUAAUAAGUGUCAACUUAGCUAAAAAAAAUAAAAUUAUCCCAUAAUAAGUGUCACUAACUCUAAUCAAGAGGAAAAAAAAAAUAUUUUUAUUAUAUUGGGGUAGUUUAUUAUUGGUUUAUUAAUAUGCACCUUUUUGACAAAGGUGACAGUUAUUAUGCGACGGAGGGAGUAGCUUGUAUGUGAACUUACUGAUAGAGGUGAUGUAGGAGCUGAACUUAGGUGUAGUGCUGGAAUUGUUUUUUAAGUGCAAAGCCUGAUUUGAUAAAUUUUUGGACAGGAAGUGUUAAACUUUAUAAUAAGCAGUAGUUGUUUGAUAAUUUUUGUUACAUAAUUCUUCUCCCCUUUUCGGAUUAUUCUUAAUAUUUGUUUGGUUUUUGGGUCUGUUUUUUCAUUCAAACUUGUUCUUAUUGCAAUAGUACGGAUUUUUUUUUUUUUUUUUUUAACAUUUCGUGUAUUUUUUGAGUGUGCUAAGUCACGAAUUAAUCUAGUAUGUAUGUGAACUGACUGAUAGAUGUUCAUGGAGAGAGGAUACAGGAGUUCGACUUAGGUUAUACAGGCUAAGUGCUUUUUAAGUGUUGACCUGAUUAAUAGCCUGGUUGGCUAAGUUUUCAAAAUCUGUUUAUUUUGAAAAAGUACGUUUUGGAGAGUAGUAGUUUGUGAUUAACUAAUCAAUUUUGAACCCCCCUGGCCGCGAUUCCAAGUGACUUCCUCGUAUUGGCGAUUGGAUGUGCACCGGUUGCACUAACAACAAUUAUGCAUCGCGAGAAAAGUGCAAAAAAUGUGGACAACCAAAGGAGGUAGCAGCAAUGCCAGCAAUUGCAAUCCCUGGAGCAUCUCUCCCAACUCAUCCAAAUUAUUUUGCCAGGGCACAAGGAGGAGUGGAACAAAGGUUGAACAUUGGGUUGUUAGGAAAUGGAGCUCUCCAACAGCAACAUCCCUUGAGCUGUAACUGGUCUUUAGGGGAGGCUCGUAAAUAUGAAAACCAGCCUGCUGAUCGAUAUAGACUGCUGCAAACUCCUGGAGUUCCAUAUGCAAGCCAAACGAGUCAACUGCUUCCAGUUCCAAAUGGAUGGCGUAAUGGUGACUGGCUCUGCAGUUGUGGCUUUCACAACUACUCUUCUCGAGCUCAGUGCAAAAAAUGCAAUGCUUCUGCACCUCCAGCUUCAUCGUCUGCUCUUGGAAGUACCCCUAUUACAGCUCUUGGAACAAAACGAUUAGCAUCUGAGGAACUUGUUCAUGAUUGGGACAACAAGAGGCUGAAUGCAGGGCAUACAUUUAGGUAUCAGCAAGGCUAUCCAGGAGCAGAAAGGAUGGGUGGUUCAGGGGGAAAUCAACUAACUGCUAUCUCAACAACAUUCCCUAGAGAAAAUUCAACGAUGCUUCCUUUGCAAGUCAACCUGCAAAUUCCUCAUAUACCAGCAGCGCCUACACUCCUUGGCAAAGGGGCAAAGCAAUGGCGUGAUGGGGACUGGAUGUGCACAAAUUGCAAUAAUCAUAAUUACGCAUCUCGAUCAAAUUGUAAUCGGUGCAAAAGUGAGAGAGACGUGCCAGCUCAACCUGUUAGUGUUGCAUAGAACUUUAGUUAUAACUGGCUUGAAUUUGUUGUACCUUCUCAAGAUACAUUGGUAUCUUCCUUUAUAACCUUUUUAUCAUGUUGUGUGUAUUUUUGGUAGACAUCGAAAGAGGUACAGUAAUCAAUAUGGUGUAAAUUGGUUGUUUCACCAGUUUUACUUCAGGAGACCGAGGUGCACGAGAGAAUAGUAUCCAUAUGUUCUCUAUUUUCUCAUUGAAGUGUUUCUUCCAAAUACA
This is a messenger RNA of Lycium barbarum (goji berry), 1823 nucleotides long. RefSeq lists its product as uncharacterized. Lineage: Eukaryota; Viridiplantae; Streptophyta; Magnoliopsida; Solanales; Solanaceae. The coding region runs from base 740 to 1588 and encodes 282 amino acids. The record is from RefSeq and is a predicted model, not a curated record. Gene Ontology annotation, cellular component: cytoplasm. Gene Ontology annotation, molecular function: mRNA binding. The transcript has 7 exons.